Messenger RNA from Drosophila innubila, 743 nucleotides. It is a transcript of the gene Cpr47Eb, whose product is annotated as larval cuticle protein LCP-17. Gene Ontology annotation, molecular function: structural constituent of chitin-based larval cuticle. Lineage: Eukaryota; Metazoa; Arthropoda; Insecta; Diptera; Drosophilidae. Bases 21 to 620 code for a protein of 199 amino acids. The record is from RefSeq and is a predicted model, not a curated record. Gene Ontology annotation, cellular component: chitin-based extracellular matrix. The transcript has a single exon.
UCAAGAAAGCAUCACGCGAAAUGUUCAAGAUCGUAAUCUGUCUGUUUGUGGUGGCGGUGACCAGCGUUGUAAAUGGUGCCAGUAUUGGACGCCUGGCAAACUCCACAGUCACUGAGAAGCCAGUGAUCGAGGUAUUGAAAUUCGAAAGGGAUCAAGCACCGAAUGGUAAUUUUAGCUUCUCCUACGAGGGAUCCGAUCAAUCCACCCGAAAUGAGGAAGGACACCUCGAGAAUGCUGGCACCGCAGAUGAAACCCUUGAAGUAUCCGGAUCUUAUCGCUAUAUCGAUGCCGACGGACAGGAGAUUGAGGUGCAUUAUACCGCCGGCAAAAAUGGUUUUGUACCCGUUGGCACAAAUAUUCCCAAGGAAAUUUCCUUGUUGGCCAAGGCAGCUGCCGAUUUGCCCAAUUAUUCCGAAGAGGAGGAACAGGAAUUGAGAUUAAAACAACGUCGUUCCCGUGCCCAAAAAGAGGAAACUAAGAACCAGGAACCAUUGAAGGUUGUCGAAUCACAAAUUGUUCCAGUCCAAGUGUUGAUUGACGAGCAACCUGUCAAGGUAGAACAGCUGGAGAAGAGCGAGAAAGUCGAGAAAGUGGAGAAAGUGGAGUCCGAGAGCGCCUAAUCCCACUGAUAGUCUGAAAUUAUAGUAUUUAACUAUUGUUAGUAUUACAUAUUAAGUAUGUAUGUGUGCGCGUUCAAAAUUAACUGCUUAGCAAAUAAAAAUAAAAAUAAAAUUUAUCAUUAA